UGCUCGGCUCACAAAUAUACGCUUCCUGCUCAGAAGCGGAUUCUUUGGCCGUGACGGUGCUUGUCUUCUCUUGCGCCCUAAAGGAUGGCACCCCAACGUCCAAGACCUUUGAGCACGUGACCAGCGAAAUUGGAGCGGAGGAAGCUGAGGAAGUCGGCGUGGAGCACUUGCUGCGCGACAUUAAGGAUACCACAGUGGGCACACUUUCCCAGCGCAUCACCAACCAGGUCCACGGUUUGAAGGGACUGAAUUCCAAGCUCUUAGACAUCAGGAGCUACUUGGAGAAAGUGGCUGUGGGGAAGCUUCCCAUCAACCACCAGAUCAUCUACCAGCUCCAGGAUGUCUUCAAUCUGCUGCCAGAUGUCAAUCUGCAAGAAUUUGUCAAGGCCUUUUACCUAAAGACCAACGACCAGAUGGUGGUGGUCUACCUGGCCUCUCUCAUCCGUUCUGUGGUUGCACUCCACAACCUCAUCAACAACAAGAUUGCCAAUAGGGAUGCUGAGAAGAAGGAGGGGCAGGAGAAGGAGGAGAGUAAGAAGGAGCGGAAAGACGAGAAGGAGAAGGAAAAGGAAAAAAGUGAGGCCAAGAAAGAGGAGAAGAAGGAGAAGAAGUAGCAGUAGUCAUCGUCGUCAGGUUUUGUAUCUGUAAAUUAAAAACUUUACACUGCA
Molecule: messenger RNA, 668 nt
Organism: Python bivittatus (Burmese python)
Lineage: Eukaryota; Metazoa; Chordata; Lepidosauria; Squamata; Pythonidae
Source: RefSeq, a predicted model, not a curated record